Molecule: messenger RNA, 2322 nt
Organism: Didymodactylos carnosus
Lineage: Eukaryota; Metazoa; Rotifera; Eurotatoria; Philodinida; Philodinidae
Source: the annotation of a GenBank genome assembly
AUGGUCAGCAUUGAAGAAAAUAAAAAUCAAUAUUUUCCGCCAUCAUUUGGUCAUGUUGCUUAUGAUCCAUAUCAAAAUAGACAUCAUAGAAUUGGAACAAGCGCACCAGAAAUUGAACUUUUAAAUGAGUUACCAUUAACAUUCGGAAAUAAUCAAUAUAUAGCAGAAGAAACAAAAUUUUAUCCUAAUAUAACACCAUCAUCAAUAAACAACAAUACAUCGAGAAGUGUAUCUAAUAACCAACAUUUAGAUAAUACUUUUGAUAAACUAUUAGAGAGAUAUGCACCAGAUGCAAUUCCCCCCUCUAAUAUAAAUCGUCAGGUACCACUUGGAGCGCAACAACAAAACACACUUCCAAUAGUCGCGAAGGACUACCCAAUCAUUCAAAAUAAUCCCACUACAAAUCCAAUACCUACAAACGUACAAAAAUCGAUUUACAGUAGUUCACAACCAUCCGUUCAAAAUACAUCCACAGCACCCCAGCAAUCUCUCUACAAUAAUUUAAAUCAUCAAAAUUCACAGCCAAAAGAUAUUGUGUUCGUAAAUAAAAAUGGGGUAUCCAGCAACGGAUAUGCUCCACAAACUAUUCCAGUUAUACCAGGAAAACUAUAUACAUUGGACGACGAUCCACUAUUAGAAUUUUACGAUAAACAAACAACAACAAAUAGUAGAAAUUUUCAAAAUCGUUAUCACCAUCAACAACAACAACAGCCAUCAACUGUUCAAAAGCAAACUAUUCAAAGUUCUCAAGGGUCUGAUCCAUACAAACACUUGUUUCAAGGCUAUACAAAUACAACAUAUCCAACGCAGCAGCAACAACAGCCUAUUUUCGUUUCUCCAAGUAAUUUUCAACCAUAUGCCCAAUUUUCAAAUCCCGUGAAUGACAGACUAUUUCCGACAUUCUAUUCCAACGAAUCAAAGUCAACAACAAUAAAUGGAACCUUGGAACAAAAAUUCGAUUUAGGAAAUUUAAUACAUCGUGUUCAACAGGAUUAUAUGAGAGAAAUAGAACCAUUUGUUUCAAGUGUAAAGUUCAUUGAAAAAACUCCUGAACUACAACCAGAACUAUCAAAAUUUGAAUUUUCAACACCAGUAUCUGUUCGAAAAGGAUACAUGGGACAAGCUGAUGAUUUAUUACGACGAAGUUUUGGUCGUCGAAAUAAAGAUCGAUCGUCGUCUGAUCGACGCAUGAGACACCAUAGACAUGAUAAUAAAUAUGAUAAAUACGACAAUAAAUACGACAAUAUAGACGAAAGAUCAUAUCGCUCUAAGCGUCGACAUAAACAAUCAUUAACAUCCGUGACUUCUACUUCAACAACUGCGAGUUCAAACAAACAUCCAAAAAGUAGUAGAAGAAAAUCAUCAGACCGACUAACACCCAUUCAAGAUGUUCAACACUUGAAUCAAACUCAGUCGAGUCAACCCACACAAAUGGCAACACAUCCACCAAAUGUUAUAUCCGAGAGCUCAUAUUCGGACGACGAGAGUGAUGAAGCGCAAAAACCAUUAUCACAUACAAGCUCUAACUCAUCUAGAUCAUCAGAAAACUCCAAUACUUCUGUUAUAAAUCGCGCUAAUGUAUCUCGUAAUUCUGCGAUAAAUUCAAGUUCUCCCGUACCUCAGAAUCUUGUUAACAUCGUAGCUAAAACAUUACCCUUGGCUUCAGGUGCAAGUCAGUCAAAUACAACACAGUCUAUUACCACUCGAUCAUCUCCACAAACAACUACGAUAACUCCAGCUCAAAUGGCGCAAAAACAAAAUGACGACGCAAGCACAGAAGAAGAGUUGCAUUCACAACCCAUAGCAAGCUCAACACAGCAAUCAGUAACACCACAGGCUACACCCUCGACGAACUCACGGCUUCCCAACCCUGCUACAACCUCGUCACAAGCUGCGAUCCCAAGCGGUACAGCACCGCCAGUCACAGGAAUACCACCAGCAACUGCUGCUGCGGCAGGUGGAAGAAAUCCAGAAGGACCAGCAACUGCAGCUGCGGCCGGUGGAAGAAAUCCAGCUGGACCAGCAACUGCUGCGGCAGGUGGAAGAAACCCAGAAGGACCAGCAACUGCUGCUGCGGCCGGUGGAAGGAAUCCAGCUGGACCAGCAACUGCUGCUGCGGCUGGUGGAAGAAAUCCAGCUGGACCAGCUACAGCGGCGGCAGGUGUAAAACCUCCAGAAGCACCAGCAACAGCGACAGCUGCUAGUGGAUCAAAUAAAAUAUUUACCCAGAAGGACACGAAAAGUUCAUCGAAGGAUUCUCAAUCGAGUUUUGGUUCCAAACUUAAAUCAUUAAAAGAUAGAAUAAUGCGAAAGGACAAAUAA